GCACGCGGUCUAAAAUUCGGCAUGUACACCAACGUGGCUGCUGUCACGUGCAUGCAAUACCCUGGUUCCUUCGGCCACUUCAGGACCGAUGCCAAGACCUUUGCGGACUGGGGAGUCGAUUACCUGAAGGUGGACGGAUGCUUCGUUGGAGAAGAUGUCCUGAAUAAAGCAUAUAUCAAGCUUGGCAGCCAAUUGAACGACACGGGCAGACCGAUGGUGUAUUCCUGUAGCUGGCCAUACUAUAUCCAGUACAUUCACUCCAAAGUGCCAGACUUCGAAGCGAUAUCCCAGCAUUGCAACAUGUGGCGUAACUACCACGACGUGCAGCUGUACUGGCCGGCUCUGAAGAUGAUCUUCAAGCACUUCGAGGACGAAUACGAAGAGCUGAGCCGACACCACGGGCCAGGGAAAUGGAACGACCCGGAUAUGCUAAUAUUCGGCACAGACACACUAACAGAGAGUCAAAGCCGGGUGCAGAUAGCAGUAUACGUGAUGCUCUCCGCUCCCUUACUGCUCAGCUGUGAUAUGACCAAAAUAACGGCAUACGAGAAGAAACUGCUCCAGAAUCUCGACCUUAUGGCGGUGGGACAAGACCCAUUGGGCGUCAUGGCUAGGCCGCAUAAGCUGCAAGAAAGCGUAACUUUAUGGGUAAAGCGCCAUCUACCGAUGAAAGGAAACAAGUUCCAUAGCUACUCAUUCGCUAUAGUCAAUGUGGAUAGUCAACCUCAUUUGAUUUAUUUCUUCCCCAAGAUAUAUGGCACGGAUUCUAAAGAUGGUUAUACAGUGAUGGAUGUAUUUUCAAGGGAUUUCAUAAAGAACGUAACGUUUCACGAGCCAAUUGAAGUCACAGUGCCACCUGAUGAUGUUAUUAUGUACACAUUUUUCCCACUGUAAGAUUUUUUUAACUGAGUAUUAUUUAUAAAAAUAGUCAAAUUAAUCAAAUUCUGUUUUCAGAAACAAUUUCUUUUGUUAAAAUAAGUAAGGUAAGGCCUGUUUCAUUUGAUGAUAAAGUCCUUUAUAGCUUAACUGGAACUUAUCUAUCAGAUGAAGUUUUACGUUUGAUCUCAUGUGUCCAAGACACAGAGAUAUCUGGAAGAUAAAUACCUUUAUUGGUUAACGUAACGUUAUUUGUCAGUUAAUGAUCUGAAACAUUAUCAAGUUUAUGAAACUGGUCUAUAUUUUUGUCCGUCCGUCUUACCUAACUUGAAGCGAUUUAUUUCUACAAAAGUUUUGGAACUUUAGAUCUAUAACAUAAGAUUCAAAAUCGAUUGAUAAUCUUGUUUUGUUUAGUACUUAAUAAAAGAUCUUAUUUAGUGUAAAUAGUGCAAUGAAUUUGAUUUUGCACGAAACUGCUCACAAUACUUGUGAUAUUAGAUAAGUAUUUAUUGAAAAUCGUUUAAUAAACUUUUAUC
Molecule: messenger RNA, 1412 nt
Organism: Ostrinia nubilalis (European corn borer)
Lineage: Eukaryota; Metazoa; Arthropoda; Insecta; Lepidoptera; Crambidae
Product: alpha-N-acetylgalactosaminidase-like
Exons: 7
Coding region: 22-894 (290 amino acids)
Biological process (GO): oligosaccharide metabolic process; glycoside catabolic process
Cellular component (GO): cytoplasm
Molecular function (GO): alpha-galactosidase activity
Source: RefSeq, a predicted model, not a curated record